Cydia amplana is the source of this 1162-nucleotide messenger RNA. RefSeq names its product lipase member H-like. The record is from RefSeq and is a predicted model, not a curated record. The transcript has 3 exons. NCBI's taxonomy places the organism in Eukaryota, Metazoa, Arthropoda, Insecta, Lepidoptera, Tortricidae. Gene Ontology annotation, biological process: lipid catabolic process. Bases 1 to 1101 code for a protein of 366 amino acids. Gene Ontology annotation, molecular function: lipase activity.
AUGGGAUUUCUUCGUGAUAUUUGUAACAGUACAUUUAUUGCAAUUUUGGUGCUUAACUCUACAGAAGCAGUUGAAUAUUCUGAAAAAGAUGAGGGAUAUGCACAAGGAUUUAUUCCAAUCUGUCCUGGUUAUUCGAAGCCAGCCGACAUCAAACCGGAACAUUUAAACAAGAUAAAGAUCUCAGUGUUGGGCAGCGGCUCGCUUCUGCAAGCCAAUUGGACUUCUUACAACUACCGCAACGUGAAAGCAUUAGCCAAGGAUCCAAACGUUGACUUCAGAAGAAAGACGAUUGUGUAUUGCCCCGGUUAUUUGGAUUCGACUGCGAUACCCGUAGGAAGAAGCAUGCUGGUGCUCUAUAAGAAAUUGGGGUAUAAUGUGUUGAUCUUGGAAUUCAUACAAUUCACUACGAAUAUAUUACCAGUAGUUAUCCGUUUAAUGCGUCCUGUCGGAAAGCACGUCGCUGAAAUGCUAGCCAACCUGACGACGGUCGGUCUUGACCCGAAAAAGCUUGAACUGAUUGGCCUCAGCCUUGGAGGCGUGUCCAUGGCCUUCGUAGCCAAGAACUUCCAGCAAAUUACUGGUAGGAACAUCUCAAAACUCACCGCUCUCGACCCUACUGGACCCUGCGUCAGACAUGUUGGGCCUAUGGAUAGGUUAGACCCGUCCGAUGCUGACUUCGUCUUACACGUCGCAACAAACACCGAAGGAUAUGGCAUAGGCACUCCAGUUGGACAUAUAUCAGUCUACGUCAAUGGAGGAGAGUACCAGCCUGGUCUACUUCCAUCGUUUCUGUGCGAUGAUUUAUGCAGUCACCUGCAGGUGUUGUUUAUAUGGCUUUCGGCAUUGGAAAGUCCUGGCAAGUUCAUCAUGAUGCAAUGUGAUUCUUUACAGCAAGCGAGAGAUCACAACUGUUUUGAGAGGAAACCGAUGGUAACGAACACGCUAGAUCUAUAUACGGAUAGUAAUAAGCCGGGUAUUUAUUACUUGGCAACGAAGCCUCAAUACCCAUAUUAUUUGGGUAAGAAAGGCUUGAAACGGAGUGGCGCGGACACUUUGAGCCACAUUAAAAACCUUAAUGCUGUUGACGUGCUGCGGGUUUAAUUAAAUGAAAAGAAUAUCUUUCAUAUUAAGAACAUGAAAGAGAUCAAAUAAAAGCAGUUUC